AUGACUGCAUUACCACCCGGUAGCAACGGGCCCUCUAUCACAACUUCUAGCCCUUCAACACAACUAUUAUUCUUCGACACUCUAACAGCUAAUUCUACCAGCCUUGAAGAUCUGCCAACAGAAUGUAUAAGAUUUCACCAGCGCGUUGUCUUGUCAGAGAUUAACAUAGUUCCCAAAAACUUCAAACCGUUUCAAAAUACACGCAAGAGUAAUUUUGUUGGACAAACCUCACCACCAAAGUUUGAUCUACACCUCCUAAUUCACAAAACUUUGACAGCUGAACAGCCAAAGUCGCAGGAUAAACGUUCUGUUAACUUACCCUUACACCCGUUAACAAUAUCCUAUGAUGAACGACGAGGAUUUCAGAGUUACGACGCAACCACGCGUUUUAUCAUUCUCAGGGGCGAUUAUCAGGCAGUGACAUUGUGUAUAUAUGGUCGAGUGUUGGAAAGUGCCAAGACACUGAAUACAAAGAGUAAAGACACGACUGUCUCUAUUGAGCUACCAAUAUCUUCUCAGAGAAUGGACCUGUUGCAGAAAUGGAGAAAUAACGGAGAAAUUAUAGUGUACUCCAUAUCACCUGAUGAAAAUCUCUCAACUCGAACGUUGAGAUGUUUCUUGGAAGAUGACUAUCAGAUUUCUUGGAAAUGUUUGCAAACAUAUACGCAACAAGCCAAAUCUUUGAUUGACAUUUUGGAUAGAGAUGAUUUUGAUCAAAUGGACAUUGAAGAUUCUUAUAUAAAAAACAGUAGAUAUAAUUUAACAGAGUUAUUGAGUUCGAUUGCUGAUGUGAUAGUGGAGGGAUGUGUAUGGGCCCUGAAUCAUGAAGAACCGUAUGUUGAUGUAUUAAAUAUCACUGAAAAGGCUAUAUUGUUUGGAUGCGAUUUGCCAUCUGGAAAGUCGUCGGUCAAAUGCAUGGAAAGUAGCCUUGCGGUGUUUAGGAAGCUAUGUAGCUGUGGCAGUAAUAUUGUUGAAUCAUCGUUGAUAUGGAGAUGUGUUAAUAGAAUAGUGGAACUACUGAGCGAAUCUAAUAUUUCAACGUAUGUUCAAUCGAUUAUACUGAGAAACUUGUUAGAAUGUAUGGACGAUUCGCGAGUCGUUGAUAGACUACUUGGAUGGAGUAAUGGUGAUAAUGGUUCUAAUGAGGGUGAUGUAUUAUACCAUAAGCAUAUUGUAAAUAUUCUGUAUAUUCCUGAUCGUCCUACUCGAGUGUUGUAUUUAGUACAUGAUAUAGUACGCAAAGUAGGUUCUUAUGAAGCCUGCGCCUGCAUAAAGAAGAUAGCUGAAGAUGAAGAUCGCGUCAAUUCAAAAUUUCAGAAGGGAAAAGUUAAACUGGAAAGACGCAAAUCGGCUAAUUCGGUAGUGGAUGAAGGAGAGACACCGGAUACUGCAGAUAAUACUCCAAUGAUGAUUGAUCAAGAGAGAGCUGAAAAUGACAGAGGAGACGUUGACACGGUAGUCAACGUUUUAUGUGAAAAACUGAAGAUAAUAUAUAAAGCAGUACUUUAUCAUACUGCUUUGAAGCCGAGAGAAGACAGUUCAGACCGCCCGUCCGCAUUCAGUUUCCAGUAUCUCACUAUCACGGGCUUAUUUUCGUCAAUAACAACUAUUAUAUCAUCCGAACGCUUUAAAUCAUCGUCCAAAUAUGAUGUACUGAUCAGUUAUAUCGGGAGAGUUUGCGUGGCAUUGAUGGGAACUCACAGCGGAAUGGUUUAUUUGGCCAAACAAUUGCAAGAAGUGAUACCGCCGCAUAAUGAGAGAAUGAUUGCUGUAUGGAUGAGUCAACUACAUCAUCUAAGUGAAGAUUCGUCUGCGCACUAUGAAGAUAGUUCGGAAGCAUCCGUCCCUAAUACGCCAUCUACUACUACCGAGAGAUGGAACAAUAAUCAGGAUAUAAGAGAUACCUUAGGUAUAGCUGAUUUAUGGUGUGGACAUUGGCAGACGUCAACCGCGACAGAUUCUCCGGAUGCAAAGUUGUGGAACAAUUGGAGCGGAUAA
Messenger RNA from Paraglomus occultum, 1998 nucleotides. The record is from the annotation of a GenBank genome assembly. Lineage: Eukaryota; Fungi; Glomeromycota; Glomeromycetes; Paraglomerales; Paraglomeraceae.